UAUGGAUUAUGAUGACUUAUAUAAAGUGUUACCAAAAGACCCUAAAAAAUGGAAACUGGAUGAUGUCACCAUUUGGUUGAAAUUUAUAGGAUUAUAGGAUUUAGAUGUAAAUUUUAGAUAAAAUGCUGUUGAUGGGGCAUUAUUAAGUACAUUAGAUGAUAAUGAUUUAAAAGAGAUGGGAAUCGUUGAAUCAACUUUGAAAAUAAAAAAAUUAGUUUAAUGUAUUCAAUAUCAAUAAUCAUAGGGAUUUAAAUUGGUUUCAAAGAAUAUUCUGAAUUUUUGAAAUCAUUAGAUAAAGAUUAAGGUUUUGAUUAUCAAAAAUAGAGUUUUAAUUAAUAAUAAGAAGAUAAUGGUACAUCUAAUAGCUUAGUUGUAUCCAAUUAAUAUAAAAGAAGUUCUAUAAAAGCUGCAAUUUUUGAAGAUUAAGUAUAAAGUAAUCAAUCAUUUAAAUAAACUGUGGAAGAAGUAAAUGAUGUACAUGAAAUUAUCAAAACUACUUACAGUUAAUAAGAAUGUAAUACUUAUUUAAUUAAUAUCAAUAAUGGAAAUUAAAGAAUACCAAUAAAAAAGGAAGGAGUUUCAAUUGGAAGAAAUCCUGAUAAUUAAUUAGUACUAAAAGAAGAUUAUGUUAGCAGAUAGCAUUGUAAGAUUUUUCAUAAGGAAAAUAAUGGAUUCUUUUAUUUAUAAGAUUUAGGAUCUUCAUCUGGAACUUUUGUUUAAUUAACUAAUCCAACUUUAUUAAAGGAAGGAUUAGUUUUACAUAUGGGUUCAGGAUAAUUUUUAAUAUCAAAAAUAAAGAUUUAAGGGACUAAAUGUUCAGUCUUUAUUAAAGUAUUAGAAGGUAUAAUGGAAAAUAACAAUCUUGAUUUUGAAUUAACAUAAGAUUAGACAGCUUUAAUUUUUGGAAGACAGAUGUCUAUGUUUGCAGAUGAUACAGUAUAUAUUCUAAAAUAAAUUUAAAUAGCAUUUAAGUGGUUAACAUGCCUAAUUCACAUAUAUAGAAGAAGGAUUAGUUAUUGAAGAUUUAGAUAGUAGAAAUGGAACUUGGCUGAGAUUGAGUCCUCCACAUAAAUAGAGUGAACCUAUAAAAUUAAUCGACGGAAGGAGAUUUAGAUUAGCUUUUGAAUAGUUUUUUCAAUUUCAUAACAACUGA
Paramecium pentaurelia is the source of this 1153-nucleotide messenger RNA. Lineage: Eukaryota; Ciliophora; Oligohymenophorea; Peniculida; Parameciidae. The record is from the annotation of a GenBank genome assembly.